This is a messenger RNA of Nylanderia fulva, 1428 nucleotides long. RefSeq names its product D-beta-hydroxybutyrate dehydrogenase, mitochondrial. Gene Ontology annotation, cellular component: intracellular membrane-bounded organelle. Gene Ontology annotation, biological process: steroid metabolic process. Gene Ontology annotation, molecular function: oxidoreductase activity. Lineage: Eukaryota; Metazoa; Arthropoda; Insecta; Hymenoptera; Formicidae. The record is from RefSeq and is a predicted model, not a curated record.
GUAGGCACGGCCCCGAGUAUCGCGUUAUAUACCGUUCCUUCUCGUGGGCAUUCCAAGCGGGAAUUCUCGAAAGCCAGUCGUCUUGUAGAAACCGCGGCGCGGCUUGUCCGCUCGCCGGUACUUUCGACCGGUCGUAAAGUCGACGUUUCGCAGUUCUACGCGCCGUUUCAGUAAUACGAAAUUUCGCCCCAAAAGCGAAACGCGAAGCGUCGUCGUCGCCGAGGUGCAUUGGUAACCCAUCUGGAAACCCCGACGGACCAUCCAUAAAAUUCUGAUCUGCUGUGGCCGCAACUAGUCGCACAAUGGAUGUUGAAACCGGGACCAUUCUGGCCCUGCAAAUAUUGGCUCUGUGCUCGAUAGUCGCAGCUCUAUUGGCCUAUCUGAUGCGACAGUCCAGGAAUGCAGCCGAUGAGUACGAAUCGCGUAACAAACGUCACGUACUCGUCACCAGCUGUGACACAUGCGUAGGCUUGCAAAUCGCCAUCGCGCUUUACGAGGCCGGUUACAAGGUGUUCGCAGGUCUGCUGGACCCAACGGGCGGCUCGCCGUCGGUCAAAAUUCUAAAGGCGAUCGAGUCGGAGCGGCAGAAAGAGAGCGAACCCGGAAGUGCGGGCGACAGUAAUUCACAACAACCGGAAGCUGUACACGCCCGCGGCCAAAUCGUGCCAUUGGAGCUAGAUCCUACGAGAGAGGACAGUUUGCGCGCAUGUUUGGACGCCGUCAGGGCGAAACUUCCUGCCGGCGAAGAUGGUCUCUGGGCGGUUGUGCACACGGGUGGCUUGGUUCUGCCAGGUGUCAUAGAGAAACAGACCAGCUCAAUGUGGGAGUCCAUGUUACGUCAUAAUCUGGUCGCUCCUCUCAGAACGGCCAGAGUAUUCAUUCCUCUUUUGCGUAUUAAAAGAGGCCGCAUCGUCCUUUUGGGUGACUCCGAGACGAGCUACGGCAGCAAAACGGGCUCCGGAUUAGUGGCGUUCAGCGCAUCUCGUCGGGCCGUGGAAGGUGCCGCCGAAGCGUUAAAAAGCGAAUUACAUUCCUCUGGCGUCGACGUUGUGCUUUUGAAACCGCCGCUUGUGAAUCCUCUCACUCUUUAUGCACCGCCCGUUCUCAAGACAGUUUCAGACGUGGAGUCUGGUGUAACAGCCUCGGAAGGGACGUGGACCGCCCCACUAUCGAUUCAUUCCGUGCAGAACGCCCUGAUUCCUGCAAUUACAACGUCGUGCCCUCUAAGCGUUUACGACAUGUCCGUCAAGCCGAGGCUCUUCUGUCGAUAAUCUCAUUUAUAUUGCGUUAACGAAGUAGCAAAGAUCGCAGAAUAAGAGUAAUAACGUGGAGGAUAUUUCUCAAAUGGUGUGUACUUAUAUUAAUACAAUGAUGAUGCCCAGCAAACACCGAUAUAUAAUUGUUACAUUGCUAUAAUAAAACGGAAUA